UCAGUCGCUAACGUGUUGCUAUUGAAAGAUGUGUGACGUUUGAAUUUUUGUGUGAAAAGGUCGCGAAUAUUUUGGAAAUACUUCAAGUGUUAGAAAAAUGGAAAACUCCGCCUAUGUACCCAAUUCUGCACAUCUGAAUUCUCCAGCUUUAGUUGUAUUUUCACAAGCAGGAGGUUUACAAGAUGCAUUAAGGAUACAGAGGCCUUUCAAUUCACAGUUCACGAUGUCAGACGCAACUAAAAACCUCCACAGACCGUUCGACGCUACAAGUUUUGGUCUUCGUCACAUGGAAGCUUACAGCGGUUUGCCUGCACACAUUCUGAACCAUCUGCAGCCUCAAUUUCUGCAUCCCGGCCUGUCUUUAGGCUCCAGUGCUUUUCGGCCACUCGGUGACUUCAAGAACUUUCCUUCACCUUCGGCUUUUGCGCCACCAAAGUGUUUGAAAAUCGAGACUAGUAGUGAAAAUCAAAUCGGUCGCGGUAUUUUUUCACCUUCUGAUGAAAGGUUCUUGGGUCCUAGCCCAAGGGCUGAUUCAUGUUCUCCUGCAAGUGCUUCUUUGUCCCCUCAGCCUCAGUCUCAGGUCAAAGAGGAGAGUAUGGAUGCACAUAUGUCGGAAGAUGGUGAAGGUCAUCGUGGAAAUGGAACCGACAACGAUUCACCCGGUAUCAUUGAGGAGAACAGGGGCUUCAGAAUAGGUCACCUGUUUGGAGGCGGUUUUGGUGGAGGGGGAGGUGGGUAUGGUUUCUCCAUGCCAGGCCUCCCAUCAGCUGCACACGCUCUAGCCAAGACGACCUUUCUCUUCGACCACGACUUCUCCACGAAGCAGAAAAAAAGGGACCCGUCUAGUUGUCCAGUAUGUGGCUCCACCGUCGCAUCAGGAGAUAUGGAAUCACAUUUUAUGUACGAAUUAGAAAGAUUGUAUAAACUCAGUGGAACAGGUAUCGCGGCAACUAGAAAAAGGAGACCAGAAACUGGAAGGCCACCUGCAUUACCUGGAGAUAGUGGACCUGAAGGUAGAUGGGAGACAUUUCAAAGGAUUAAAACUAACAGACAAGGACGAUUACGAUUGAAAAUAAGGAAGAGGAAAGCAGAUGAGAAUUGUUUGAUAUGCAUAGGCAGAUUACACAGUCCUGAUAGGGUCAAUAUACACCAACAAUGCGUGAAAAAGGUUGCUACAGAUGACGACGAAACAGUAGAUGUUGAAGGAGAUUCAGAGUUAGAAGAAUGGGCAGAAGGACAGAGAAGACGAACAAGUCCUUUAAUUUCUGAAUUGACGAGGACGCCAUCAAGCACAGAAAAAAUAACAGAUAUAGAUAAUGAAGCUGACGAUGUAAUUGUUGAUGGUGAAGAUGAAUCGAUGUUUGGACCUUCGCAAUACUCCGAAUCAGAUGUUGAGCAUUGCAAAAAUGACGAUGAUGGCAAAGAUAGGGAAGGUGUUCAAUCACAAGUAGCGACAGUAAAUUCAAGUGGUGAUGUGGAAAUAAAACUCGAGAGUGCUGUAGGGCAGCAAUGUGAUAGUAACGUGAGUACAUCAGAUGCUGAACCAAGUAGUAGAGCCCAUAUGAUUGAGGAGCUCAGAAAUCGAAUAAGACAGUUAGAAUCUGAAAGUGGGGGUGAAACCACAACUACGAGUUGUGAGCCUGAGGAUUACAAGUGCUUGAUUUGUUUGGAACAUUACAAAAAACCUGUUAUCUCAACGGUUUGCUGGCACGUUCACUGUGAAGAAUGCUGGUUACACACCUUGGGCAGUAAAAAGGUAUGUCCACAAUGCAGUAUGAUAACGUCAGCAUCAGAUUUGCGCCGUAUAUACAUGUAAUGUGAUUUCAUUAAUUUAUUAAUGUUAAAUAUAAUUCACACUGUACUCAGUCCCCCAUGAAAACUGCUUAGCAAUAAUAUAUUCGAAUUUCAUCAGCUCAUUUCUCAUGAGUAGCUAAAUAACUUUUUCGCUAGUUUUCUGGCGAAAAAAUAAGAAACUGUGAUUAGAUAUUUCCAAUUUUUUUUUCAAUUGUCACUCAAUGUUAAAUCGAAUGAGAAUAAAUAUGGGCCUCACUCGAAGGAAAUAUGUUGUAGAUGUCGGAAAAUCUGAUAGAAAAUAUAAAAAUCAAAUUUUCCAUAGACAAUUAAUAAGUGGUGCUAAUUGUGAUGAAGGUUGAUCCUUGAACAUUUCUAAAUCACUUAAGGCGAUGUUGAACUUCGAGUUUGGACUUACCUUGUGAUGCUUAAAUAUAAACAAGUACUUUUAAUGGUGGUGUGCACUAAAAUAUUUCUCACUAAGCUAUCGAGUAUAAUUAAUAUAUUUUUUAUUUAUUGAAAGCAUAUGGUGAUAGAUCAAUCAUCAUCCUAGAUUUUUUUUUCAAUUUUUUUCAUGCUUCUGGAUGUACCUCUAUUUUUAUUUAAUUCUCUCAUCGAAAAAGUCCUUGAUGGCCAAACUGACUCAAAGAAAUUUAUUUCCCUAUCAGAAAUCUCUCAAUUGCCUCUUUAAUCUAUAUUAUAUUCACUUAAACAUAUUCUCACUAAAAUAUUACAUUUAUAGGAUGUCAUAAUGUUAAUAUUGUAAUUUAUAUUUAAUUAGCUUAUGCGAAUUACUGAAUGACUAUCGAAACGUUUCAAAAAUUCGUCUUCACCUUGUUUUCUGUUGAUAUUGGCCUUCAGUAGUUUGCCUAAGCGCUUUAUAUGUUGAAACGUUUGGAACUUAAUUCAUUAUAUUGUUAUAUCGUAAAUAUUCUGUUAAUAUGUAUCAUAAAAUAUGUGUAUAUUGUAGAUAUUUAAUUCUCGAAUAAACCUGAACUGAAUGUCCA
Messenger RNA from Harmonia axyridis, 2798 nucleotides. RefSeq names its product E3 ubiquitin-protein ligase RNF220-like. Gene Ontology annotation, molecular function: ubiquitin protein ligase activity; metal ion binding. The coding region runs from base 98 to 1816 and encodes 572 amino acids. Gene Ontology annotation, biological process: protein ubiquitination. The transcript is spliced from 10 exons. Lineage: Eukaryota; Metazoa; Arthropoda; Insecta; Coleoptera; Coccinellidae. The record is from RefSeq and is a predicted model, not a curated record.